GGUUAGAUUGAAAUGUCCGAACUUGUUGAAUGUUUUGUUUGCAAAAGCAAGUUUGUCGACCAAACGGAAUAUUGGAAGCAUGUCUACGAGGUUGAUUGUACCUCUUCACAUAACGGAAUAAGUCUUCCUACUACUGAUUACAACACAAGUAUUCAGAAAUCAAAUUACAAUGGUUCCAGAGUAGACGACAACUUCCAGGUUCCCAAUGGACACUCUAGUGAAAUCAGUUUUCACACUAGGUCAGCAACAUGUAACGGUAGUGAAAAGUCAGUUAAUAAAGGUAAAAAUAAUCGUGUUUAUUGUGCUGUAUGCCAAAGAUAUAUCGCUCUACGUGAUGUAGUUAAGCACGAAGCUGGGAAGAAGCAUCGAAAGAGGGCAGAGGGUUUGAGUUUAAGUGUAUCUAAGCCUGAUGUGUUUCAGUAUAUUACAGAAAGCUGUUGGAAUACUAAUUACCCAACAAGUAAUCAUGUACAAUGCCCUAGUGAAUCCGGAAAAAGUAGUGUUCCCAAGUCUCAGAAUCUUUCAAGAAAUGUAGUUGAGAAGCAGAAAUGCGACGUCGAUUCCGUAAAUAUUGAAGGUGAACCUAUGCACGAGUUGGUCAAUAAACGAUGCAAAGAUGUCUCAAAUGAAAUAACUAUCAAGUCGGUGUUACGUAGACUGUGCAUGAUUGAAAUUUCGUCUCAGCUAACUGAGAUUAUUGGAGAUGCGGACCAAAACAAUGACUUUCUUUCGCAAUUAAGAAUAAAAUGUCGAAAUGACUUAAAUGCUCUUUUACGUCAUGAAAUACCUAUUCCUUGGACCUGCCCAACGUCAACUUCACGGGUCAACGGCACCUCAAAGCAUAAAACUGAUCAUAGUCAUAAUAUGUCGUUUGAUCAUCUCUUAUUAUGGAUUAAACAACUUCAUAUAUUGGAGAACAGUUAGAUUAACUCAGUGGUGCAUUUGUAUAGAUUAUAUAUGUGAGUUUUCAGGUGUAAUGAGUUAUAAAAAUGCAAGUGUUUAUUUAUUAAAAUGUAUAUUCUCUUCGAUAGUCCGUGUUUAAAACUGAAUGUGAUUACUGUCUAGAAUGUUUAUAACAUUCGUUUACUCGUCAGAUUUUAACAACCAAAGAAGGUCUUUUGGAGAAUGUGUCACUGGAUCUACGCUUUGUAACUUAAGGUGAUGGACAUGUCAGUGUGAUACUUCAGUGUUGCAUACUUUUCAAGUUAUAUCUUACCAAAUAUAUUUAAGAGCCCACUUGUUUUAUACUGUCAUUUGUUUUUGGGAAUUGUGUCGGUAGGUCCUCGUAAAUCGCAACCAGUUACUAAAAAAUAAUUCUAAGAUGAAGCAGUCACAAGAAGACCAGUUAGGGAUCUUUAAAUAGUUAUCUACUACUAUGGUUAAGAUAAGGAGCCAAUACUUCUUCCUUUGUAUUGACACGUUUUGGUUUGCAUUUCAUUUUCAGAAGUCAAAUAUGCGAAAGACUUGUAGUUACCCUUCCCGGCGUGUUAUAGCGUAAGAUGAUUAGGUUUAGUAAUACUUUGCCCUCUGCGC
This is a messenger RNA of Trichobilharzia regenti, 1533 nucleotides long. The record is from the annotation of a GenBank genome assembly. NCBI's taxonomy places the organism in Eukaryota, Metazoa, Platyhelminthes, Trematoda, Strigeidida, Schistosomatidae.